Penicillium crustosum is the source of this 363-nucleotide messenger RNA. RefSeq lists its product as uncharacterized. The record is from RefSeq and is a predicted model, not a curated record. NCBI's taxonomy places the organism in Eukaryota, Fungi, Ascomycota, Eurotiomycetes, Eurotiales, Aspergillaceae. The transcript has 3 exons. Bases 1 to 363 code for a protein of 120 amino acids.
AUGAAAGUCUUCACAUCAAUCUUUGUGCUAAUGGCAUUCGCUACCUCCCAGGCAAUUGCCGCACCUGCAGCCACAGCUGCAGACCUGGAGACGCGUGCCGACUAUUGCGUUGAUAUCGAAGUAUGCCACGGCUACAACUUUGAGGGUGGCUGCUAUCAAGAAUGCAAGAGGCCUGGCGAGCCAUACGAUAUCAGAAAGGAAUGGCAGAAAAAUGCCGGCUCGUUCAAAAUUGGGACCCCGGGCUAUAACUGUGCGAUUGGAUCAAUCAAUGGAAUCACGGACCCAGUAGACUACCCUGGGAUCGGGAGACUUCAGGAUGACUGGAUCAACAACAUUGAAGGAUAUCAGUGCACCAAAGUCUAA